Otolemur garnettii (small-eared galago) is the source of this 1122-nucleotide messenger RNA. RefSeq names its product alkB homolog 2, alpha-ketoglutarate dependent dioxygenase (gene ALKBH2). Gene Ontology annotation, biological process: DNA repair. NCBI's taxonomy places the organism in Eukaryota, Metazoa, Chordata, Mammalia, Primates, Galagidae. Bases 312 to 1103 code for a protein of 263 amino acids. The record is from RefSeq and is a predicted model, not a curated record. The transcript is spliced from 4 exons.
AGACGUGCGGCUGAGCGUUUUUCUCGCCCCUAGGGCAGGGUGUUUGCUGGAUUCGGAGCUGCGCCGCUGCAGGCUGAGAUUCUGAAGAGAACCUUGCCACCGUCACCCCACGCACGUGUUACAAGUUAUUGUCAAAAUUGUGUUUGACCUUAUUUAACUGGUUUGCAUGAUAUGGACUUAAUCUUUGAAAUGGCAGUUUAGGAAUGCUGCUGUGGGACUACUUUGGUGAACAGAUUUUUGCACUGGGGACAGAACCUGGGUAUCUCUUUGCCUUGCCACUGAUGACCAUUUCUUUCCUGUGAGACAAGGAGAUGGACAGAUUCCUGGUGAGGGGGGCUCAAAGGGGCCUUUUGUGGAAGGGAGAGGAGCAAAAACGGACGGGAGAAAUACCAGCUGUGUCUGGAGGUGAUGAUAAUGACGAAAGCACAAGAAAGAGGCCCAGAAGACAGACCCUUGGAAGUGGGGUCCACCUGGAAGACCCCAGCUGGCAGCACAUUCGGGCAGAGGGCCUGGACUGCAGUUACACCAUCCUGUUUGGCAAAGCCGAGGCGGAUGAGAUUUUCCGAGAGUUGGAGAAAGAAGUGGAAUAUUUUACAGGUGCCCUGGCCAGGGUCCAGGUAUUCGGGAAGUGGCACAGCGUGCCAAGGAAGCAGGCAACAUAUGGCGACACUGGGCUGACCUACACGUUUUCAGGCCUUACACUGUCUCCGAAGCCGUGGAUCCCAGUUCUAGAGCUCGUCCGGGAUCGUGUCUCUGGGGUGACUGGACAAACUUUCAACUUUGUGCUCAUCAAUAGGUACAAAGAUGGCUGUGACCACAUAGGGGAGCACCGAGAUGAUGAAAGGGAACUGGCCCCUGGGAGCCCCAUUGCCUCUGUCUCCUUUGGUGCCUGCAGAGACUUCUUCUUCCGGCAUAAGGAUUCUCGAGGGAAACACUCCUCCAGGAGGGUGGAGGUGGUCAGGCUCCAGCUGGCCCAUGGAAGUUUACUUAUGAUGAACCACCCAACCAACACUCACUGGUAUCACAGUCUUCCCAUCAGAAAGAAAAUCCUGGCUCCACGGGUCAAUUUGACUUUUCGUAAAAUUCUGCCUACUAAGAAAUAAAAACAUUUUUAACAGUUAA